Tilletiopsis washingtonensis is the source of this 2564-nucleotide messenger RNA. Its product is annotated as Glyoxaloxidase 2. NCBI's taxonomy places the organism in Eukaryota, Fungi, Basidiomycota, Exobasidiomycetes, Entylomatales. The record is from RefSeq and is a predicted model, not a curated record. The transcript has 4 exons. Bases 458 to 2428 code for a protein of 656 amino acids.
CAGCACGCCGCACCGCAGCACAGGCCGCAGGCCGCAGCACGCAGGCACCGGCCGCUGUGGCGCACAUGUGGUGCUGCGGGUGCGGCAGAAGCGCUGCUGCCUUGCGCUGCUUUUGCCGCGGUGAGCUUGUCCUUCAGGAGCUGGGCCUCUGCGAGAGGCACACACGCGGCACACAGCCGCAGGCAGCCGGCCUCGCGCGCGUUGCCCUGCACCCGCCGUCCGCUGCUCCUGUCGCUGCUUCCAUCCACCACUCUCCCCUCCCUCAAGCAGGGCCGUUCCUGACUCUUCCCUUCCACCGACGACGACCGCGGCCUCGCCUAUCCCACACUCUCUUGCACCUCACGCUCACUACCCGUCUCUCGCUCUCUCACUCACGCACCUCGUCUCGCUCGUCCGGCGCCGGCAGUCCCACCUCUGCUCGCCCACCGCGAGGCCUACCUCUACCCACUCUACCACCAUGUUCAGCGGCGCAUACCGCGCCUUCGUCGUCGCCGCCUUCGGGCUCGCGGCGGCGCAGCAGGCGCUCGCCCAAAAGGCCGGCACGAUGGAGAUCGUCGGCAACUCGGGCGUCUCGGCGCAGAUGAUGUUCCUGCAGAGCAACGGACAGGUCAUGAUCCUCGACAAGGUCGAGAACAACCCCGUCAGCGUCAACGGCCACCCGGCGUGGGCCGUGGCGUACAACUACAACUCGAACCAGUUCGCGACGCUCGACGUCACGUCGAACCCCUUCUGCGCCGGCGGCAUGACGCUCGGCGACGGCCGCUGGCUCGUCGUCGGCGGCAACAAGGCCGUCGGCCCCGGCGGCGUCACGGCCAAGGCGAAGACGGCGCCGUACAUGAACACGAGCGGCGGCAAGGCGCUGCGCCUCAUGUCGCCGUGCAGCGGCAGCGACUGCCAGUGGCGCGAGAAGAAGUCGAACCAGAUGGACAAGGAGCGCUGGUACGCGACGAUGGAGCCGAUGCGCGACGGCCACGUCAUGAUCCUCGGCGGCAUGCGCGACGGCGGCUUUGUGCCGUCGCAGUCGAGCAACGAGCCCUCGUACGAGUUCUACCCCAAGGUCGGCGGCUCGACGUACAUGGACCUGCUGAAGCGCACCGUGCCGCUCUCGCUCUACCCCAUCACGUACCUCAUGAGCGACAACCGCGUCUUUGUGCAGGGCAACAAGCAGGCCAUCCUCUGGAACACCGACUCGCUGCAGGAGGACCGCCUGCCCAACGCGCCCGUGCCCGUCAACUACCCCGCCUCGGGCGGCACGGCGAUGCUGCCGCUGCGCCCGCAGGACAACUACAGCGAGACGAUCAUCGAGUGCGGCGGCAUGUCGCUCGGCUCCGCGGCCAACUGGGGCAACGAGGGCGGACCCAAGGUCAUGGUCACGCAGAAGGCCGCCAGCCAGCAGUGCAACACGAUCCAGCCGCUCGGCGACCGCACGUGGCGCGCCACCGACGGCCUCGCCGAGGGCCGCAGCAUGGGCCAGUUCAUCAACCUGCCCAACGGCGAGCUGCUCUUCAUCAACGGCGCCAAGACGGGUGUCGCUGGCUACACCACGGACCCCAACUCGCCGGGCAAGCCGACGGGCCGCAGCUUCGGCGACAACCCGUCGUACCAGCCGACGGUCUACAACCCGGACGCGCCGGCCGGCCAGCGCUGGCGCAACGUCGGCCGCGGCAACGUGGCUCGCCUGUACCACUCGUCGGCCACGCUGCUGCCCGACUCGUCGGUCCUCAUCGCCGGCAGCAACCCCAACCCCGACUUUACCAAGAAGAAGUGGAAGACGGAGUACUCGGUCGAGCGCUGGUACCCCGAGUACUACGACGCACCGCGCCCGUCGGCCAACGGCCUGCCGGACGCCUUCGGCUACGGCGGCCAGGGCUUCACGCUCAACAUGAACUCGGCCGACGAUGCGUCCAAGACCAAGGUCGUGCUCGUGCGCACCGGCUUCUCGACGCACGGCAUGAACAUGGGCCAGCGCAUGAUCGAGCUCAAGACGGCCUCGUCGGGCAGCACCGUCAACGUCGCGCAGCUGCCGCCGAACCCGGCACUCUUCGCUCCCGGCCCGGCGCUUGCCUUCGUCGUCGUCAACGGCGUGCCGUCGCAGGGUCAGUUCGUCAUGGUCGGUAACGGCCGCAUCGGCGCCCAGGACGUGCAGGCCGAGUCGCGGCUGCGCAGCAGCAACCAGCGCUUCGCCACGGCGCAGGCGCCGCCGGACAACUCGGAGGCUGUGCGCAAGGCUCAGGCCCUGCACGGCGAGCCCGUGCGCGGCCAGAGCAUCGUCGGCAGCGCCACGCCGGCCAAGAGCAUCCAGAGCCUCGUCGACGACACGCUCGCUGCCUUCAGCAACGGCUCCGCCGGCCACCCGCACCUCUCGGGCCGCGGCCUCGAGCGCCACCGCCGCCGCUCGCCACACCACGCCGGGUCCCAGCUGAUCUGAUUCGGCACGUGGGCCUUUCGCCGCUUCUCUUCUUACCGACCGACCGACACACACGCCUUGACCCGUCUCGCUCUCGCUCACUCUUACGCCCGUACGCAUCGCCUGUCCGGCCGCUUCUCGACCCAGUCACACCCCC